CCGAGGGGGCGGGAACCGUUGGGCUUGGCGCUUCCUGCUACAGUCCCUUCCGUAUACCCGAAGCCGCCCGGUCCGAUUUGAGAUGGAGGGAAGCGAAGGAGGCGAGGGGGGCUCGGGGCCGCCCGGACCAGCAGAGCGCUCCCAUCGCAGCAGCGUGUCCUCCGUGGGAGCCCGAGCGGCUGACGUGCUCGUGUACCUCAUGGACGACACAGUGGUGCCCCUGGCCGUGGAGAAUGUGGCCUCCAUCACUGCCCAGGACCUUCACCGCACCAUCCGUGAGGCCCUGCAGCUCCCUGACAUCGCAGUAGAGGCCUUUGCCCUGUGGCUUAUCUCACCCUUGCUUGAGGUGCAGCUGAAACCCAAACACCAGCCAUACAAGGUGUGCCGGCAGUGGCCAGACCUGCUGUUUCGCUUCACGGACGCCCCAGAGGAUGACAUGGCUGUGGAUGAGCCUUCGCUACAGUUCCGAAGGAAUGUCUUUUUCCCAAAGCGGAAGGAGUUGCAGGUCAACAAUGAGGACAUCUUGAGGCUGUUGUAUGAAGAGGCCAAGUUCAAUGUGUUGGAGGUGCGCUAUCCCUGUGACGUGGAGGACUGUGAGAAGCUCGGGGCCCUGGUGUGCCGGCUGGAACUGGGGCCUUACCGCCAAGGCCAGCAGAUGGCCUGUGCCGUGAAAGAGAAGCUUGACUCCUUCCUGCCUGCCCAUCUCUGCAAGCGGCCUCACAGCCUUUUCACAGCCUUCCGGAGCCGGGGACCCCAGCUGGUGCCCGGGGAGCAGGGCCUGUUGAGUGCCUACCAGGAGGUGAAGGAAGAGGCGGAGGGCCCAGAGGCUGAGCUGCUCACCAGGCAUUACCGGGCCUACCUACUCAAGUGCCACGAGCUGCCCUAUUAUGGGUGCGCAUUUUUCUGUGGCGAGGUCGACAAGCCGGCCCAAGGCUUCCUGCACCGGGGUGGGCGCAAGGCCGUGACCGUGGCCAUCAACCUGGAGGGCGUCCACGUCAUCGAUACCAAGGAGAAGCACGUCCUCCUGGGCCUGCGCUUCCAGGAGCUGUCCUGGGACUACACCUGCUCGGGCGAUGAGGAGCCCAUCCUGUGGCUGGAGUUCGAUGGGGAGAGUGAGGGCACGCCUGUCAACAGGCUCCUGAAGGUCUACUCCAAGCAGGCAGAGCUGAUGAGUGGCCUCAUCGAGUACUGCAUCGAGCUGAGCCUAGCCAAGGAGCCCACCCUGGCACAGGAGACAAAGGUCAGCCCCGCCGCCAGCCCCCAGCCACCCACCGCCUCUCAGCGCCAUAAGCUCCAGAGGCAGAGCAGUGUAGUCUGCAGCCGGACCCAGCACCUGGCCACCAUCGAUUAUGUGGAUGACGGCAAGGAGAUCAAGCGUGUGAAACCCAAACGUACAACUUCCUUCUUCAGUCGCCAGCUGUCCCUGGGCCCAGCAGCAUAUGCUGCGGUCCAGCCCACGGACAGUCUGGAGCAGGGCUGAAGGGGAGAGAGAACAGAGCACCCUGCCUGAAGCGAAGCCAGCACUGUGUUUGGGGCCCGGCUCCUGUCUGUCCCACCCUUGGCUGGGGAAGCAGCCAAGAGACGCACGGACAGCCCCAUGCUCUGCUAAGUUAUUCCUCUAAUUUAUGUAUGUGAUUCCCUCUUCUGUGCGUCUGUGGCCGGGUGACUUGGGACUUGGUGUUCAAUACCUUGGGUGAUUGUGGGGCCUCACCACCCGGGUUGGCUUGGGCAGGGUAAGGGUCUCCGCCAGUGUCGUCUGCUGUCCUGUGCCCCGGGCCUCUGUGCCUCCCCAAAGUGCCUGCUACCGUCUGAACAAGCCAGCUGAGAGAAGCAGCCUCCAAAGAAUCCUCCAGGGGGGGAUCAGAGCAGUAGAGCUGGUUCAGAUCCCCCUCUCUGACCCCAGCGGGCUUGGCAUCUACAUCAUCCACAUUCCUUCUGCUAAACACAUUGUCACACUCCCUCUUGGGGCUCCUGGAAGGGGAGGAACCAGGCCCCCAGGCUGCUGCUGGAUGCUCUCAGCUCACGCCCCGCUUGCCCUCGCUGCCGCUGCCGGAUGGCUGGGGAGAGCAGUCCCCCGCACAUAUGCUCUCCAUCAGCUCCUCCAGGAUGCCACAGCCUUUCCUCGGGCAAGUUUCUGCUUGCCAGCUGUUGUGUGACAGAAGACUGGGACAAGGGUGGGUUGAUGGAACUCUGGUGGGCAGAUUCAGGUGGGCUUGGAAUUCCUGUUGUCAACCAAGAGGCAAUUUCCUUUUCAACCCUAAGGAGGUUUCGCUUUCUGGGUUGAGCCUGUACCACCCAUGGGCCCUAGGCCCACGUACCCGCCUGGUCUACCAGAGGCUUCUGGGAACACCAGGAUCUCCAGCACUUUAGCCAGGGCCUACAUCAGUGGCACCAGGGCCCCACAGAGCCGAGAGCAUUGGGAUUCCCCAGGCUGGUUCAGGGACCUCCCUUAGGUUGGGGGUCCAGCUGGUGUGGUUGGCUGGUCAGCAAAGAGCUUUCCCUGCCACCCUGUAUUCAAACUGGACAGCUGGAGGAAUUCACUGUCACUUAAGGCCUUAACGCCACACCAUAACUCUUUUAAGCACAAUUUGAAUGGAAAUUUUAAUUUAAGGAAAACACUUGUUUUCUAGUCACAUUUUGUUUGAUUCCUCCCCCCCCCCCGAAAAAUGGCCAACAGCCCAAACCUUUCAACAGGGGAGAACAUGUCCCUGUUGCAGUCAGAACUGGGUUUGGGAUUUCUUUCAAGACUUUACUGUCACUACUAGUCUCAUAUUUUAAAGGAAAUGUGUCUUAAGGGAAAGGGACAAGUGUCAUCACUGGAAUUUACUUUGCAUUCCCUUCAUGCUGCUGGGAAAGGUGACCCGAUGUAAGCUGUCCGGUGCUCUCUCAGCCUCUCCCAGAUGUUUGGCAUUGUGCUGCCUUCUCUGAGUGGGAGCUUUCUUUAUUAAAAAAUGAAUGAAGGAUGUCGAGAUCUUCAUGAGCCGGCAGGACCUGGUGCCCACCCUCGGUGGCACCGGUGGCAGCUGUCAUGCUCUAAGCAGGGAGCGUACCAAGAGAUCCCUCGUACUGAGCUGCCUGUGGGCAAAAGCUGCCCGGCAGCUUGGAGCCAAGAUGCUGUAAAUGAGUGAGGGGAUUCUCUGGGUCUUUUCCUGGGCAGAGGGAGGGAUGCAGGUCAGUGAUAUAACUCUCUUAAUCAUUUUGUGUGUUUUUCUGUAUUCUCUCCUUCCUGUUCUUAAGACAACAAGUGAUGUUUUUACUAAUUAUUGUUACUCUUUUUUAAAUGGACAUACUAAUUUUUUGUAUUCUAUAAAUAACCAUUAAUAAUAAUAAAGAUUAUUUCUAGCA
This is a messenger RNA of Phascolarctos cinereus (koala), 3345 nucleotides long. RefSeq names its product FERM domain containing 8 (gene FRMD8). Gene Ontology annotation, cellular component: plasma membrane; cytoskeleton. The record is from RefSeq and is a predicted model, not a curated record. Gene Ontology annotation, biological process: negative regulation of canonical Wnt signaling pathway. Lineage: Eukaryota; Metazoa; Chordata; Mammalia; Diprotodontia; Phascolarctidae.